This is a messenger RNA of Zymoseptoria tritici IPO323, 2188 nucleotides long. Its product is annotated as putative ABC transporter. NCBI's taxonomy places the organism in Eukaryota, Fungi, Ascomycota, Dothideomycetes, Mycosphaerellales, Mycosphaerellaceae. The coding region runs from base 12 to 1895 and encodes 627 amino acids. Gene Ontology annotation, molecular function: ATP hydrolysis activity; ATP binding; ABC-type transporter activity. The record is from RefSeq and is a predicted model, not a curated record. The transcript has 3 exons. Gene Ontology annotation, cellular component: membrane.
GCUACAGCAAAAUGUCGGACAUUGAGAAGAUGAUCGGAGGUGACUAUGCCCAGCUCACCAACACAAACAUCCGCAGCUUCGGCUGGAAGGGCGUCACCGUCACCGUCAAGGACCGUCAAUCUCAGCAGCCAAAGACCAUCUUGAACGACAUCAAUGGCAUUGUCAAGGCCGGCGAGCUUCUCGCGCUCAUGGGUCCUUCUGGUUCCGGAAAGACCACCCUGUUGAACGUCCUUGCCCACCGAACAGCAUCGCUCGCCGCCAACGUCAAGGCCGCCGUCUACAUCAACGGCCAAUCUGCCGAUCCAAAGACCUUCCGCCGCAUCUCUGCCUACGUCGAGCAAGAAGACGCCCUUGUCGGUUCGCUCACCGUCCGGGAAACACUCAACUUCGCCGCCCGCCUGUCACUUCCCAGCAAUGUGAGCAAGAUCGAGCGCAUCCAGCGCAUUGAGGCUCUCCUCACGGCCUUUGGUCUUCAAAGCCAGGCAAACAACUUGAUCGGCACACCAAUUCGAAAGGGUAUCUCAGGUGGUCAGAAGCGUCGUGUUAGUGUUGCUGCACAGUUGAUCACCAGUCCUAAGCUGUUGUUCUUGGACGAGCCGACAUCUGGUCUCGACUCCGCUGCCUCGUUCGAGGUCAUCUCCUUCGUCAAGGACAUUGCGAAGAAGCACAACCUGAUCGUUAUCGCAUCCAUCCAUCAACCUUCCACCUCCACAUUCGCCAUGUUCGACAAGCUCUUGCUCCUCUCACAAGGUGGGACCGCAUACAGCGGACCCGUCUCUGAGGUCCAGCCUUACUUCGAUGCCUGUGGAUUCCCAAUUCCGCUAUACAUGAACCCAGCCGAGUUCAUCAUCGACUUUGUCAACACCGAUUUCGCCCGCGAUCGCGGCGAGGUCGACCAACAGUUGAACAUGGUUCACUCCUCAUGGCACAAGUCCCGCCUUGCGACCGCCACGGUGACCGAGCUCACGGACGAGAUGGCCCGCAACUCCAUGGACACGGAGCUCAACAUCAACACCAAAGAGGAGAAAGCCGGUGCUUUUGCCAUCCCUAUCGCUCUCAUCCACCGAUCUUUUAUCAAGUCCUACCGCGACAUCAUCGCUUACGGUAUCCGAAUUGCCAUGUACAUGGGUCUCGCCGUCAUGAUGGGAACUGUCUGGCUUCGCCUCAACCCCGAACAAGGCAACAUCCAGUCGUUCAUCAACGCCAUCUUCUUCGGUGGUGCUUUCAUGUCCUUCAUGGCUGUCGCUUACAUUCCCGCCUACCUCGAGGAUCGCGCUCUCUUCAUCAAGGAGCGAGCCAACGGUCUCUACGGGCCAUCGUCAUUCCUUUUGGCCAACUUCGUCACCGGUAUUCCUUACCUCUUCCUGAUCGCUAUGCUCUUUUCCAUUGUCGCAUACUGGCUCUCGAACUUCCGACCCACCGCGCAAGCCUUUUUCACCUGGGUCAUGUGGCUAUUCCUCGAUCUCAUCGCCGCCGAGUCACUUGUCGUUCUUGUCAGCUCGCUCAUUCCCAUCUUCGUCGUCGCUCUUGCCGGCACGGCUUUUGCCAACGGUCUCUGGAUGUGCACGGGAGGCUUCCUCGUCCCACCUCAAACCCUUAACCCAUUCUGGCGAUACGUCUUCCACUACAUCGACUACCAAUCAUACGUUUUCCAGGGCAUGAUGGUCAACGAGUUCGCUCAGCGCAACUACACCUGCGGCACGAAUGCUGCUGGUGAGUGCUCAUGCUUGUAUGAGACCGACCUCGCACCGCAAUGCCUCAUUGCCGGCGAGGGUGUGCUUCGCAGCUACGGCUACAAGUCUGGCGAGACGGGCAAGUGGGUCGGUAUCAUGAUCGGCAUCAUCGCCGGCUACCGGAUAUUGGGAUGGCUCACGCUUUACCUUCGCAAGACCUGAUCGAUGAGAUCGGUCGUCUUACGCAUGUUGCUAUGUCACGUUUUCAUUUCUGUUUUAAUUUGUUUAGCGCGCACGAGGCCGACCCCAUGGAGGCGUCGUCAGAAAGAAACUGCUCGUCAGCACGGAGCGGUCAAAGACUGAGAGGAAAGAAGUCUGGGCACAGGUGUAGAUUUCUCACAUGGAAAGCGGAGUUCAGGUGGUGGGACAGCCAACAAAGGCGUACAUGGCAUGUCUGCAGGAUUGUCCAGCUCGAUGUAUUUUACAGUCACUCGAAAUCAUGUUCAAAAGAUCAC